CAGAGUGCAGACUACUCGGUUCUCGCUGCACUCACGCAAAAAGCGGCAUGUAUCCAUGUGUUUUUAAUCUUUUUAAUUAAAUAAAUAUUUAUCAUGAGUAGUAAUUAUAAGAAUUUUCUAAGAUUAUUAGAAAAUUGGCCAUUGGAAAGUUCGAAGAUUGGAAGAGAUCUAAGUCAGCAUAUUCGUGAUCAGAUAAAGAUUGCAUUUGCAAAAGGCGAUAUCCCACAAGCAAAUCAGGAUCAAUGUAAUCGCUAUUAUGAAAGUUUGACACGAUUGAGUAUAAAUAAAUACGGAAAUCGCUACAAACGAAAAACUGAUUCAACAGCAACUGGAUUAACGCAUGAUCAGUGUAAUUUAGCGCUCACGCCAGAGUUUUUGGAAGCAUUACACGAAGACGAAGCCACAUAUUUCCAAAAGAUCAAGAGAAAAGUAUUUGGACCGGAAAAAAAUGACUAG
Molecule: messenger RNA, 456 nt
Organism: Leptopilina heterotoma
Lineage: Eukaryota; Metazoa; Arthropoda; Insecta; Hymenoptera; Figitidae
Product: ubiquinol-cytochrome-c reductase complex assembly factor 2
Exons: 2
Coding region: 94-456 (120 amino acids)
Biological process (GO): mitochondrial respiratory chain complex III assembly
Cellular component (GO): mitochondrial matrix
Source: RefSeq, a predicted model, not a curated record